AUGUUGCAGAAAACUGCUAAUUUGCUGAAAUCCAAGCCAUUAAGACAGGAAAGAAAAGUUCUGGACACUGUGCAUGGAGAAAGGCAACAUAUCUGCUCAGUGUACAAGAUAGAAGUAAAAGACAUGACAGAAAAGCUGAAAUUUGAAACUGAGGUGUCCACACUCAGCAAGCUGACAUCUGUCAAGAAUGUGAAGCCCCAGAUUUUAAAGAAGAAAUUCAACCAUUUGAAGAACCUGGAAUUUUCAGAUAUUUCAAGUGAAAGAGAACUUGAAAUUGAUGUCAUCAUUGGAUUGGAAGACCUUUGCAAGCUGAAAACAGGAAACAUGAAAUGGGGAAAUGCUGGUGAUCCUGUUGCAGAAGAAACAACACUGGAUUGGACUCUAAUGGGACCAACAAACUCAGCAGAGGAUCAAAGUUGUUCAAGUUCACUGCUGUUGACAACUGAUAAGGAAAAUCUGAGCAAUCAGAUAGCCAAACUGUGGGAUUUGGAGACAGUAGGGAUCAGGGAAAAAAACUCAGUGGAAGAGAAAUUUGAAGAUACAGUAACUUUCAAUGGAGAGAGAUACAGUGUGCAGUUGCCAUGGAAAUCAGAUAGAGUCAAUUUGCAAACAAACAGAAAUUUUUGUGAAAGGCUGCUAAUUGCGCAACUCAGAAGAUUAAAGAAGGAACCGGAAAUAUUAAAGAAAUAUGAUGAUGUCAUUAAAGAUCAGAUAGAACAGGGUAUAAUUGAGGAAGUACCAGAUCAUCCUACAGGAGAAAGAAUCCAUUUCCUACCACACCAUCCAGUAAUACGUGAGAAUGCGGAGAGCACAAAAGUCCGAGUUGUGUACAACGGGUCAGCAAAAGAAAGAAAAGGAGACAAGAGUUUGAAUGAGUGUUUAUACACAGGACCAUCAUUGCUACCUAUGCUACAUGAUGUGCUGUUGAGGUUCCGGAUGUUUCCAGUGGCGCUUGUUGGUGACAUCAAGAGUGCAUUCCAUCAGAUCUUAGUUGAUGAGAAGGACAGAGACAGUAUGAGAUUCCUGUGGGUGGAAGAUGUCACAAAUGAGAAACCUGUGGUUAAAGAAUACAGGUUUACUAGAGUCAUUUUUGGAAGUGGACCAAGUCCAUAUUUGUUAAAUGCAACAUUGCAAAGGCACCUCAAGAAGUACGAAGAAGAAGAACCAGCAGUUGUCCAAAAUGUCUUACCAAACAUGUAUUGUGAUGACCUUGUGAGUGGAGCUGCUGACAGUACGCAAGCCAUAGAGUUGAAAGACAAAAUUACAGAGAUUAUGAGAAAAGGAGGUUUUCAACUCCAUAAGUGGAAGACCGACCAUGUGGAGGUCAGAAAGCACAUAGAGGAGAAAAGUGAUCAAAAAGAUUCAACUACAGUGACGUAUGCAAAGGAAAGCCUAGGUACCAAAGAUUCACAAAGUAAAAUUUUAGGAUUAAAAUGGAAUCCAGAAGAGGACACACUAGGAAUUAGUAUGGAAGCAGUGCUAGAUGUGAAGAAUGGUAAAGUGACGAAGAGAGAAGUCCUAAGCAGACUGUCAAAGGUAUAUGACCCACUGGGUAUUGUGGGCCCAGUUGCAGUUACUGCAAAGCUGAUAUUCCAAGAUAUCUGCAAGGAAAACAAGGAUUGGAAUGAGCCAGUAAGCCCAGAGAUUGAAAUGAGAUGGAAGAAAUGGAUGCAAGCUGUUUCAAGGUUGACUGAACUCAAGAUUCCCCGAUGCAUUAUGCCAGCAAUCGGUGGACCAAGGAAGAUUUCAAUUCAUGUUUUCGGUGAUGCAAGCAAGGCUGCAUAUUGCACUGCUGUAAACCUUGUAUGGCACCAUGAAAACGAGUCAGGUGCACACCUUGUUACUGCAAAGACAAGGUUACCUCCAAUAAGGAAAGAGAUGACAAUACCCAGGUUGGAACUAACAGCAGCAAGGAUCGCAGCACGUUUGUUGAAAACAGUCAGAGAAACUCUAAAGAACUGGGAGCCAGAAGAGUCAGUUUUGUGGUCUGACAGCAGCACAGUUCUACAUUGGCUAGAGAAUCGAGGUCAAUACAGACAGUUUGUCCAGCGAAGAGUAGAUGAGCAACAAGCAUUAACAACGGAUGUAAAUUUAAAAUAUGUGCCCACAGCUGAGAAUCCUGCAGAUUUGGGCACAAGAGGAUUGUCUCCCCAGCAAUUAGAGCAAAGCAAGAUUUGGUUGAAUGGACCAGAGUUCAUAGUGGAUGGAAAUUAUCCCCACCAGCCUCACCUGAUCGAAACAGUUGAAAGCAAGGCUGAAGAAAGACAGUGUACACUUCCAAUUGCUGAAGAAGAACCAAGUCUGUCAAUCAACAAUUUAGUGCCUGCGGAAAACUAUGGCUCAUAUGGCUAA
Rhopilema esculentum is the source of this 2352-nucleotide messenger RNA. RefSeq lists its product as uncharacterized. Lineage: Eukaryota; Metazoa; Cnidaria; Scyphozoa; Rhizostomeae; Rhizostomatidae. Gene Ontology annotation, molecular function: zinc ion binding; nucleic acid binding. The record is from RefSeq and is a predicted model, not a curated record.